GCUGAUGGGUGCAAUUGACAAUUUGACAUUUGAGUUUCUGUGCAAAAAUUUUGUUUGUGUUUUUGGGAUUGAUUUUUAUUUGUGCCAUUUUGAGGUGUCUCCAGUGACUUAAUUGGCAAUUUAAGUGGCUUUCGUGAGAGUUGAGAGUCCUCCGAGAUGAGUGGGCCAUCGAAUUUGGCGCAGGUGGCGGGAAAACAUGUGGCAAUCUACGAGGCGUACUAUAAACUGGCCAAUCCCAAAGGGAAUCCCAGUAUUGGGGCCAUGGAUGCGGCUAGAUUUCUCAAAAAAUCCACUCUCAGUGACGUAGUUCUGAGUCGGAUAUGGGACCUGUCAGAUCCCCAAGGGAGAGGAUACCUGGACAAAGCGGGCUUCUACACUGCCCUGAAGUUUGUGGCUCUGGCUCAGGCGGGCGAAGAUAUCAACAUUGAAAAUAUUUACACUGAUACCCAGAAUCCUCCAAAAGUCGGAGCCAUUCCCAAGAUACCUCCACAGGUUCCACCACCAGCUGCCUCCAUGCUGCACGAUGAGUCAGCCGAAUGGGCAAUGACUCCGGCAGAUGAGGCCAAGUACCAGGAGAAAUUCAAUUCUCUGAAUCCCGUUGGCGGUCUUCUGCCAGGGAAUCAAGUCAAGGGUGUUCUCAUGAAUUCCAAAUUGCCCGUGGAUACCCUGGGGAAGAUUUGGGAUUUGGCUGAUCAGGACAGGGAUGGCAGUCUGGACAUUUAUGAGUUCAGUGUGGCGAUGCAUCUCGUCUAUCAUGCUCUGCAGAAGCGUCACAUUCCAGCUAGGCUGCCCACAGCUCUCAAGAAGAGCAUGAUGAAGUCAUCUGUGGCAGCUCCAGCUCCAGUUGCCGAGGAGCCUGAGCUCUUUGCGCAAUUCCCAACGGAUCUGGCACCUCCGCCAGCGCCUCCCGUGGUUCCGCCAUUGCCCGCGGCGGCGCUGCUGGCGGAUGUGGCCAGGACUUCUCCGGCUCUGUCGAAUCUGAAUCUGCUGUCAGAUGGGCCAGUGGUGAAGCCCGCAGAGCCGGAUUGGGUGGUUUCGGCUGAGGAAAAGAGGAAUUUCGAUCAGAUCUUCAAGCGAAGCGAUCUGGACAACGAUGGCCUGGUUUCGGGGUCUGAGAUCAAGGACAUUUUCCUGCAGUCGGGAGUGUCUCAGAUCUGCCUGGCGCACAUCUGGGCUCUCUGUGACACCAAUCAGACAGGAAAGUUGACCUCUGAGCAAUUUGCUCUGGCUCUGUGGCUGGUGGAUCGUAAGAAACGUGGGAUUGAUCCACCAAAUGUCCUGGCGCCCAAUAUGGUACCUCCGAGUCUGAGGGCAAAGCCUACUCAGGUGGCUGAGGCGCCGGCUCUGAUGCCUUCCAAGACACCAGAGCCGGCCUACUCGAAUCCGGAGCUGAAGAUGAUGGCUGAGGAGAUUGAGAAGAUUGUGACGGAAAGGAGAGCUCUGGAGAGGGAAAUGUCUCAGAGGGCGGCGGACAUUGUGAUCAAGACGGGGGAGAUUAGGAGUCUGCAGAAGGAGAUGGACACGCUGACGGCUACGCUGAAGCAACUGGAACAUCAGAAAGUCGAGGCUCAGAAGCGACUCAAUGAUCUGCAGGAACAAGUGAAAAAAAUCAAUGAGCAAUGUGUGAAACAGGAAGAGACAAUUAGGGAGCAAGAGGCUGAAGUGGACGCUAGGCGUUCGCAAUUGCAGAGCCUCAAGGACGAAGAGAUGAAUUUGUCCAAGGAAUAUGACAAAAAUACCAAAGAACUCGAUGAUUUGACAGUUCAGCUGCAGGAUACUCAGCUUCAGAUCAGCCAGAUGAAGGCCAUGAUAACGCAGUUGCAGGAGAGUCAGCGUCAGAUGCGAGACGCCCUUGAUUCAUGCAAAACAGCCAUAGAAACAGGAGAUCCGGAUGUUGUUACCGAUUACUAUCUCAAGCUCAAUCCGGACUUCCGCGAAGUUCGGGAGUCUAUGAAUACUGAAAGUAAGCCCAAGGAGUCUCCACCAGUUUCCACCACAACAUACUCAUUUGACAACAAAUUCGAAGACGAUCCUUUCAAGCCCAAAACAACUGACACAUGGGCAGAUACUUCGGGCUUUGAUGACAGCUUCGAUACGCCAUUCAAUGGUCAAUCGAAGACACAUAGUGACGCUUUUGGGGAUGCAUUUGGGGGUUCAGGGAGCGCUGAUACGAACGUAACGUCCAGCGAUACGAAGGACAAGUUUGAUGAGGAUCCAUUUGCCAUUCUACAUGCUCCCACGACGGGAGGGGGCAAUGUGCACACGAACAUUGCACCUAGUUCACAGCUCGCGUACAGAUCCACUUCACCCAUUCCGGCUCUGCCACCAAAGAAGUCAAAGCAGCCACCACCGAGACCAGCACCACCUAAAUCAAUCCAGAGUAAAGUCAAAACGUUCGAGUCAGAGUCAAACGACUUUGCUAAUUUCGCUGACUUCAACAAGUUCUUUUAGCAACAAUUUUUUAAGCCGAUGGCUGUCCGCAAUUGCAACUAUACUUUUGUUCGUUGAAAACAAUUCGUUCUUUUUGGUAUUUUUUUUUAAAUGUUUUUUUGGAUAAUUUUUUAGUGAAUGGAAUUUUCAAAAUUAUUCCUUUGGACAUUUCUGUGUUGUAAAAAAAAUAUUGAAUUUUGCAUAUUGCAGUGAACAUCAACAUGAGCACUUCACUGAAUUCAGAGCGUUCUUCUAAGAUAUUAGAAUUAAUAAAAAAAACAAAAGUUAAGAAAUGCCGCUAAAUUGUUGUGUUAAAAAAAAAAAUAAAUAAAAAGAAGUAUAGCAGCAAUUGACAACCAUUCUUCUGGCAUUGUGAGAGGGACAAGAGAGAGGAAAUAACAAACUAACGCUAAAUAGACGUUUUGUACUAAAAAAAUAAGAAAAAACUAAUUUUCAAAGAAAAAACAAAAA
This is a messenger RNA of Phlebotomus papatasi, 2901 nucleotides long. RefSeq names its product epidermal growth factor receptor substrate 15-like 1 (gene Eps-15). Gene Ontology annotation, molecular function: calcium ion binding; cadherin binding. Gene Ontology annotation, cellular component: cytoplasm; clathrin coat of coated pit; plasma membrane. The coding region runs from base 157 to 2451 and encodes 764 amino acids. Lineage: Eukaryota; Metazoa; Arthropoda; Insecta; Diptera; Psychodidae. The transcript has 8 exons. Gene Ontology annotation, biological process: endocytosis; endosomal transport. The record is from RefSeq and is a predicted model, not a curated record.